This is a messenger RNA of Pygocentrus nattereri (red-bellied piranha), 3742 nucleotides long. RefSeq names its product 5-hydroxytryptamine (serotonin) receptor 1A a (gene htr1aa). The record is from RefSeq and is a predicted model, not a curated record. The transcript has a single exon. Gene Ontology annotation, cellular component: membrane. Gene Ontology annotation, molecular function: G protein-coupled receptor activity. Lineage: Eukaryota; Metazoa; Chordata; Actinopteri; Characiformes; Serrasalmidae. Bases 274 to 1830 code for a protein of 518 amino acids. Gene Ontology annotation, biological process: adenylate cyclase-activating adrenergic receptor signaling pathway.
AAGUGCUUCUCCGCGCGCGCUCUCUCCAUCGCGCCGCUGCCGCUGGUGCGCGCGGGUCCCGGUGAGUGACGCACAGGUCUCGCUCUCUCUCCUCGCGCCGCCGGCGCUCAUACAAAAGCGCGCGUGCGGGACCGCGGUGAUGCGCCGCGCGCGGGACCGAGAGCCAGCUGCGCGCGAGCGUCCUAGAACACGUCCGUUACAGAGCGAGGCUGAGAUUAGAGCACAGCGCAGGUCAGUGUAGCAUGUGGUUCUGGACGCAGCCAGACUGACCACAUGGAGACCAACAGCACGGCUUCGGCGCCGGGAAACUGGUCCGCUUCCAGUUCCGGUUCCAGCUUCGGUUUCGGCGAGGUUCUGACGUCUCUCCUCCUCGGCGCGCUGAUCCUGAUGUCCAUCGUGGGUAACGCGUGCGUGAUCGCGGCCAUCGUGCUCGAGCGCUCCCUGCAGACCAUCAACAACUACCUGAUCGGCUCGCUGGCCGUGGCCGACCUGCUGGUGUCGGUUCUGGUGCUGCCCAUGGCGGCGCUGUACCAGGUUCUGCAGCGCUGGACUCUGGGCCAGGGGGCCUGCGACCUGUUCAUCGCCCUGGACGUGCUGUGCUGCACAUCGUCCAUCCUGCACCUGUGCGCCAUCGCUCUGGACCGCUACUGGGCCAUCACUGACCCGGUGGGCUACAUGACUCGCAGGACGCUGUGCCGUGCCGCCGUGCUGAUCAGCCUGACCUGGCUGAUCGGGUUCUCCAUCUCCAUCCCGCCGGUGCUGGGCUGGAGGACGCCGGAGGACCGCGCCAACCCGCUGGAGUGCACCAUCAGCCAGGACCCAGCCUACACCAUCUUCUCCACCUUCGGGGCGUUCUACAUCCCGCUGGCACUCAUGCUGGUUCUGUACGGCCGGAUAUUCCGGGCGGCCCGGUUCCGCAUUCGCCGGGGCGCCAAGAAGUCCACCGACAGGAUGAAGAUGAAGAAGCAGAAGGAGGAGAAGUCUAGCGCCCCCUUGCUGCCAGUAAAUGGAGUCCCGUGCACCAACAGGACUGGGACGGGCACUAAAAAGGGCAGCAGGUUGGGCACCAGGCUGAGGCUGAAGAUGAAGAGGGACGAGAAGGAGGGGUCUCGUACACAUCUGUGUGUCGCUGUGUCGCCGGUGAACACAGUGGCAUGCACUUCAGAGGCGGGCACCAGGGUGGGCUCUCCAGAGGGCAAUAGAGAGAGCACUCUGGGGGACACCAGGGUGGGUAGCCCAGUGGUCACCAGGGUGAGCACUCCAGAUGGAUCCAGCUCUGGCACUCCAGAGUGCACAAGAAUAGGCACUCCAAAGGGCACCAGUGUGGGCACUCCAGAGGGCACUGAGACUGACUCCGAGCCAAAGAUGAAGACUGAGGAUUCUCGCACACAGCUGUGCUUCGCUGUGUCUCCGGUGAAUGGACCCUCAUGUGCCAACGGACCUGGGCCCGACACCGAACUCUUGCCUGGCUCAGGAGGGCGCGGAGCGUCCAAGCUCCACCUGCCACUGCCCAACCAGCCUCAAACUGAGGGUGGAGGCGGAGGUUGUGGUGAUGCCAAGCGGAGGGCACUGGCUCGGGAGAGGCGGACGGUGAAGACGCUGGGCAUCAUCAUGGGCACCUUCAUCCUGUGCUGGUUGCCCUUCUUCAUCGUGGCGCUGGUGCUGCCCUUCUGUGGGUCCAGCUGCUCCAUGCCCGCCUGGCUGGGCGCCGUCAUUAACUGGCUGGGUUACGCCAACUCCCUCCUGAACCCCAUCAUUUACGCCUACUUCAACAGAGACUUCCAGAACGCCUUCAGGAAAAUGCUCAGGUGCAGGUUCAGCAGACAGUGACCGAUCAGACGUAUUGAUUAAUCUGAAGGAACAGAUUAAUCACGGUCACUGAUUAAUCUAGAUUAAUGAUUAGUCAUAGCUCUUGAUUAAUCUGAAGGAACAGAUUAAUCACGGUCACUGAUUAAUCUGAAGAGACAGAUUAAUCACGGUCACUGAUUAAUCUGGAUUAAUGAUUAGUCAUAGCUCUUGAUUAAUCUGAAGAGACAGAUUAAUCACGGUCACUGAUUAAUCUGGAUUAAUGAUUAGUCAUAGUUCUUAAUUAAUCUGAAGAGCUAAUCACGGUCACUGAUUAAUCUGGAUUAAUGAUUAGUCAUAACUCUUCUUGAUUAAUCUGAAGAGACAGAUUAAUCACGGUCACUGAUUAAUCUGGAUUAAUGAUUACUCAUAGUUCUUAAUUAAUCUGAAGAGCUAAUUACGGUCACUGAUUAAUCUGGAUUAACGACUAGUCAUAGUUUUUGAUUAAUCUAAGGUUAUUGGCUAAUCAGAGUUAUCACUUAAUCUAAGGAAGGUCAUUGAUCAAUCAGAAUUUUAAAGUAAUCAGACAUUAAUUAAUCUGGGGUUAUUAGUUACUGGGAGUUAUUGAUUAAUCUGAGGUUAUUAGUUACUGGGAGUUAUUGAUUAAGCUGGUAUUAUUCAUUAUCGGCUAAUCAGAGUUAUUGCUUAAUCUAAGGAAGGUCAUUGAUUAAUCUGAGAUUAGUUAAUAGGAGUUAUUGAUUAAUCUGGGGUUACUGAUUAGCACAGUUUUCAAUCAAGCAGAACUAUCGCAGUUGAUGAUUAAUCUGGGAAAUCGAUUAAUCUGAGUUGAUUAGUUGAUCAGUUAUUGAUUGGUUUGAAGUUGCAGGUUAAUCAUAGUGACCAAUUAACCUGAAUUAUUGGUUAAUCACAGUUCUUGAUUAAUCUGAGGUUAUCAGAUAAUCUGUUAUUGCUUAAUCUAAGGAAGGUUACUGAUGAAUCAGAGCUGUAAAUUAAUCCGUCAUUAAGUAAUCUGAGAUUAUUGAUUAUCAGGGUUUUAAAUCGAGCAGUAUCAUUGAUGAAACUGAGUUGAUAAUUAGUCACAGUUGAUUAAUCAGUGAUUAAUCAGUUAUUAAAGAAUAUUAAAGAGUGAUUAAAAAGUUAUUGAUUAAUCUGAUUGUUGAAGAGACUAAUUUCAGAUUAUCACACAAUCUGAGAUUGUUAGUGAGAGAUGUUACUGAUUAUCAUAAUUUUUGAUUAAUCAAAAUUAUUGAUCAGUCUGUAUUACUGAUCAAUCUGAGUAGUUGAUUAAUUGAUUACUUUAAGAGGAUCAAUGAUUCUGAGGUAACCAGUUAAUCUCAGGUUAAUUCUCAGAGUUUUUAAUUAUUUGGAAGUUAUUAAAAUGAACAGAGUUAUUGAUUAAUGAGAGGUGAUCAAGUUGUGGAUGAUGAUGAUGAUGAAUCUGGCUGUCUGUGCUGGACUCAGUGAUGGACUGUAAAAGGACUGUAAAGAACUGUGGUCAUUAUCACCCGGCUCCUCUCUCUCGUUAUGGAUCUGAUUGAUCCAUAAUAAACUGUGGGAUUGGUUUACUGUGUCCGGUUUUAGAGCCUGUGGUCAGACGAUGAGGAUUAUGAGGAGUGACUGGGGCGAGAAGGACACACACACGGUCAGAGGCUGACUGGACGCUCUGUGAACUCAUUCGGACGCAGUAAUGGACAGAAAUCUCUGAUCUGAUCCGCUUCAUUGGUUCUGCUUUCUCACUGCUCUGUAUGUGAGGCACUGCUCUCUCUCAGGUCCUGUAGGAGUCAGAGCAGUGGAACAGCUCUGUGAUGGUGAAGGUCAGCAAUGUGGUCAGUCUGAAGAUGAUGAAGUCUGAAAAUAAAUGAACUCAUUCAAACCUCAUUUCCACCCAGUAUCAGUGCCGUUAUUGGGCCUUUACACAGUUAUCUUGGCGCCGUAA